Messenger RNA from Perkinsus marinus ATCC 50983, 1560 nucleotides. RefSeq names its product Mitogen-activated protein kinase FUS3, putative. Gene Ontology annotation, biological process: protein phosphorylation; intracellular signal transduction. Gene Ontology annotation, molecular function: ATP binding; protein serine/threonine kinase activity. Lineage: Eukaryota; Perkinsozoa; Perkinsida; Perkinsidae. Gene Ontology annotation, cellular component: cytoplasm; nucleus. The transcript is spliced from 17 exons. The coding region runs from base 1 to 1560 and encodes 519 amino acids. The record is from RefSeq and is a predicted model, not a curated record.
AUGUCCGGCAAUGCCUUCUCCCCGGAUGAGGUCAGAGGUAUGAUGCAGUUGUUCGAGACAGCGGAGGAUGGUGGGGAUAAGAGGACCGUGGGGCCGAGCAACGCUGCGCCGAAUCAGAAGGUUAGCAUAAAGGGUGCAGCUCAAGUACGGAGGGAGCAGCAGGCCAAGGAGGAGGAGGCCAAGGCCAAACAGGAUGCGAUAUGGGAUGGGGAUGACUUCAAGAAACACUCGGGCGUUGCUAUCCCGGAGGCAAUUUCUAAUGGAGAUAGCAAAGAAGACCCUCGUCCGGCACCGGAAUAUGAGGUGUUGUAUAGGCAGGAGGUAUCUGCCAACGAUAUGUUCCUCAAUUUACAGGACACUGACCCUAGCUCGGACAGGUGUACUGAUAUCACUGUGAAGAUCUACCUCCCCAACACUCAGUUGAAGGACAUAACCUUGGACGUACUGAGAGAGCGGAUCAUGUUACAAGCACCAAAGUAUAGGCUGUCUCUGCCGUUGCCGUAUGCGGUGGAUGAGGAGAAGGGCAAUGCUAAGUGGGAUAAACUGCGAGGAUGUUUGUCUGUGACCUUGCCAAUGCUACGGGACGUGAAGUGCGUCCAAGCUUGCAAAGUGGAGAGGGACAUGACAUCGAUCAAUCCGGAGUACAUAGACUAUCGUAUACGCGCGAAGUCGGUGCAAGUGUUGCGCACAGCUGCUAGGAGUGAUGCCAAGAGGACGUAUCGGGAAGUUAGCAUCCUGGCCAAGCUGAGUGGGCAUCCAAACAUCGUGACCCUGUUGGACGUCAUAACGAGUCCCUCUACUAUGGACAAAGAUAUUUACCUCGUCACUGAGUAUGUAGACACUGACCUUGCCUCAACCAUCAAGGCUGGAAGCUUGUCCCCUCUCCAUAAGGCCUAUGUGGUGUGGCAACUACUACGGGCAGUUAAAUACGUCCACUCUGCGAACGUGGUGCAUCGCGAUAUAAAACCCCAAAACAUCCUCAUUAAUGCUAAUUGUGAGCUGAGACUAUGCGAUUUCGGCCUGGCUCGACACGUGCUUUCUCUGAGCUUUGAUCCGGCUUUGCAUCCGUUACCUAGAGGUAUGUCAGUGGAGCAUGUGACGUUGAUGUCCGAGGAAGGGGACUAUCUUCACAUGACCGAUUAUAUAUCCAGUAGAUGGUACAGAGCACCCGAGCAACUCCUCAAGGCCACCAAUUAUAGCAAGGGUGUUGACAUGUGGGCAUGCGGUUGUGUCGUAGCCGAGGUCCUGACUGGUCGCCCUCUCUUUCCUGGCACGUCUGUACUAGAGCAGCUAUGGAUGAUACUUGAGUUCACUGGACUGCCCUCGAUGACGUUAUUGAGCAAUAUUAACACGGUGUGUGGAGAACAGCUGCUUCAAGGCAUCCCUCAACAGCACAGUACGGUCCAUGUACCGUCAAUAAUCCCUCAAGGCAAUGUUGAGAGUCUAGACCUCAUCGAGACUAUGCUACAAUUCAACCCGGACUUCCGAAUCACCGCGGAAGAGGCCCUCGAGCAUCCCUACGUGGCAGCAUUCCACAGCCCUGAUGAAGAAUUUGCGUAG